This is a messenger RNA of Anarrhichthys ocellatus (wolf-eel), 7243 nucleotides long. RefSeq names its product neuroligin 4 X-linked a (gene nlgn4xa). The record is from RefSeq and is a predicted model, not a curated record. Gene Ontology annotation, molecular function: neurexin family protein binding. Bases 604 to 3138 code for a protein of 844 amino acids. Lineage: Eukaryota; Metazoa; Chordata; Actinopteri; Perciformes; Anarhichadidae. The transcript has 7 exons. Gene Ontology annotation, cellular component: membrane.
GAGGGAGAGAGAGAGACCUGGUUUCUCUAACACUAAUCUUGUCCUCGCAAUACACUCGCUCUAUGAGCGCAAUUAGAUUCAGCACCGUUUCCAGAGCCUCUGCAAUGACUCAUUGAAACGUCUUCUGUGCCGCUAAAGCCGCAUCUCUUUUCUCCCGCGCCACGCGCACACACAGGACGUACAGCCGGGCUGCCUGUCAGCACAAUCGGGACUGCGCUUCUUACUUUGGAUUUUGCAGGAGGCUGGAGGUGGACUUCAUUGUGUUUUUCCCCUCUAUGUGGCGUGUGUUCCGCCUGAAGUCGGGACUUACAUAAAAGAGUGAGACGUCUGAGGAUAUCCCAUCAAGCUGGAGCCCAGGUAACCACAGAGCAUCCUAGGAUCUCUCCUGUUCUGGACAGGGGGGUUUAACAGCAGGCGCCAAUCUCCAUGCAGGCUCUCAGGAUGGGGAGUUGUGAGGAAGCUGCUCUGUUUGGCUGGGGCUCCUUCACUCAGCUCGCAGCCUGAGGAGGAGUAGGAAGCAUCUCGGUGGAGGGGCAGGGGGGGGCACCGAGGACCCAAGGGUGGACCACAACCGUGACCUGCCAGGCUCAGCACAACAGUAGCAUGUCAGCGCCUGGAGGCCCUUCAUGGAUGUGUCGCUCCACAGCAAAGGCCAACCUUCUGCUGUGGAUGGGGCUGGUGUCCAUCUGCAUGGAUGCUGUUCAGUCCCAGCACCACCCAGUGGUCACCACCAAUUAUGGAAAAUUGCGGGGAGUAAAGGUUACAUUACCAAAUGAGAUCCUGGGACCAGUGGAACAGUAUUUGGGGAUCCCGUAUGCUCUGGCCCCAACGGGGGAGCGGAGGUUUCAGCCGCCGGAGCCACCCAUGUCUUGGCCAGGCAUCAGGAAUGCUACUCAGUUUGCUGCUGUUUGUCCUCAGUUCUUAGAGGACCGCUUUUUGCUCAAUGAUAUGCUCCCUGUGUGGUUCACCGCCAACUUGGAUACAGUGGUAACCUAUGUGCAGGAGCAGAGCGAAGACUGCCUUUACCUAAACAUCUACGUCCCCACAGAGGACGGGGCCAACUCAAACACGCAAGGCGCUGAUUUCAACAGUAAUGAUGGUGGCGGUGAUGAAGACAUCCACGAUGAGAAUGGGUUAAAGCCAGUCAUGGUUUACAUCCAUGGAGGCUCCUACAUGGAGGGAACCGGCAACAUGAUCGACGGCAGCAUCCUGGCCAGCUACGGGAACGUCAUCGUCAUCACAAUCAACUACCGGCUCGGUGUUCUGGGGUUUCUAAGCACAGGAGACCAGGCAGCCAAGGGCAACUACGGCCUGCUGGAUCAAAUCCAGGCUCUCAGGUGGAUCAAAGAAAACAUCCAGGCCUUCAAAGGAGACCCAAAGAGGGUGACCAUUUUUGGCUCUGGCGCCGGAGCAUCAUGCGUCAGCCUGCUCACCCUCUCACAUUACUCAGAAGAUCUGUUCCAGAAAGCUAUCAUCCAGAGUGGCACAGCACUGUCCAGCUGGGCAGUCAACUACCAGCCUGCCAAGUACACGCGAGCCCUGGCUGAGAAGGUGGGCUGCAACAUGCUGGACACCAUCGACCUGGUGGAGUGCCUGCAGAACAAGAACUACAAGGAGCUGAUCGAGCAGUACAUCACACCUGCAAAAUACCACAUCGCCUUCGGGCCUGUGAUUGACGGCGACGUCAUCCCAGAUGAUCCGCAGAUCCUAAUGGAGCAAGGCGAGUUCCUCAACUACGACAUCAUGCUGGGGGUCAACCAGGGUGAGGGGUUUAAGUUUGUGGACGGCAUCGUGGACAGCGAGGACGGGGUGUCUGCCAAUGAUUUUGACUUUGCUGUGUCCGACUUUGUGGACCAUCUCUACGGCUACCCGGAGGGCAAGGACACUCUGCGUGAGACCAUCAAAUUCAUGUACACGGACUGGGCGGACAAGGAGAACCCAGAGACCCGGCGCAAGACCCUGGUGGCUCUGUUCACCGACCACCAGUGGGUGGCCCCGGCAGUGGCCACAGCUGACCUCCACGCCCAGUACGGCUCACCCACCUACUUCUAUGCUUUCUACCACCACUGUCAGAGCGACAUGAAGCCCAGCUGGGCCGACUCGGCUCAUGGUGACGAAGUACCGUACGUGUUUGGAAUCCCCAUGAUCGGCCCCACGGAUCUCUUCAACUGCAACUUCUCCAAGAACGACGUGAUGCUGAGCGCCGUCGUCAUGACCUACUGGACUAACUUCGCUAAAACAGGGGAUCCAAAUCAACCGGUUCCACAGGAUACAAAGUUCAUCCACACAAAGCCCAACCGAUUUGAGGAGGUAGCCUGGACCAAGUACAACCCCAAAGACCAGCUCUACCUUCACAUUGGCCUCAAACCUCGAGUCCGAGACCACUACCGCGCCACCAAGGUGGCUUUCUGGUUAGAACUAGUUCCCCAUCUCCACAACAUAAAUGAAUUUUUUCAAUACGUAUCCACCACCACCAAAAUACCUCCACAGGAUACCACCCCUUACCCUUACACCAAACGCUUCCCUGGCAAAAACAACUGGCCAUCCACCACCCGCCACCCGGGGGUCCCACCUGCCAACACCAAACAGACCACUGACCAGCGCAAGAGUGGCGAUCUGACCGAUGAGUCGACUGUGGUGAUCGAGACCAAGAGGGACUACUCCACUGAGCUCAGUGUCACCAUCGCAGUGGGAGCAUCCCUGCUCUUUCUGAACAUCCUCGCCUUCGCUGCACUCUACUACAAGAAAGACAAGCGGAGGCAUGACUCCAACCGGCGGGUCCCCACCCCACAGCGCAACUCCGCACCAGCCAACACGCCCUCCACCGCCAAUGACGUGGCCCACCUGCAGAGCGAGGAGCUGAUGUCUCUGCAGAUGAAGCAGCAGCAGCUGGAGCACGAGCAUCACCAUGAGUGCGAGGCGCUGCAGACCCACGACACGCUGCGCCUCACCUGCCCGCCCGACUAUACACUCACGCUGCGCCGCUCGCCCGACGACAUACCCCUGAUGACACCCAGCACCAUCACCAUGAUCCCCAACUCGCUGGCUGGCAUGCAGCCUCUGCACAACUUCAAUACUUUCGGUGGCAGCCAGAACAAUACCAACUUACCCCAUGGCCACUCCACCACGCGGGUAUAGCUCCACUGGGACGCUAUGGCGCUGGAUUCCCUCUGGAUCAGCCACUAUCCUCGCAAGGCAAAUAUGAGUGGCUAACUGUGUGAAGCACAGACUUAGAAGAUGUUAUUUUGGUACCAUGUCUUCUGGAAAAGCAUAUACAGUAUAAAUUGAUCCUGAAAAUAUUCAAAGUGAAUGUUACUCUAGUAAUAACUCUGCUUGGAACUAAGCUUCAUGGAUGGUUUUUAAGGAGUUUGACCAAAAGAAAAGGCAACCAGGGAUGACUAUUAUGAUUCUUACAAUAUCAAAUGAACAGUUUCAGUGUGACAGAGAAGCUUUUGCAGAGACUUUUGUGCCAUAAAUACCAUACACAAAAGGACGACAGUGGCAGCCAUUGUCGAAAAGCAACAAAUAAACGUCGGAAUCAUCAUCUUUUCAUGAUCCUUCAUGCAUCAGACACCUGACUUGGGCACAGAAUUCUACACCCCAGCCUGAAAUGUAUUUAUGAAAAAUUUAUAAAAAAAAAGAAGAAGAAAAUAAGAAAAGAAAAGAAAAAGGUAUAUAGUUGUGCGUGGACAUUUUGAAACCUAAAAAAGAAAAAAAUAUGUAUUACAAGAGAUCCUUCUAUUGUUUUUUGUUAUUAUUUUGGCUGCCAUCUUUUGGGUUUCCCAGCUUGUGCUUUCUGUUUAGGUGCGUGUAAAUAUAUCUAAACAUUCAUUCUUCUUCUGAUCACAACCUGCGUUUCAAUAUUUUUCCACAGAACAACCAAAAUGCGAACACAAUCCCAUCCUCGGAGAGGUGCACGCUGUGCGUCUGCAGGUCAUUACAUCCAGUACUGUCUCGUACGUUGCUUUGUUUCCACUCUUCAGACAUCGCAUGUCCAGGAGGAGCUUUACUUCCAUCCUCAGACACGUCUCCUGUCUGAGAAUGAGCACUGACUCGAUCCCAUCACCUGCUGUCAUCCUGUUAUGCUUCUGAUAGUUUUCUUUGUGGGCUUUUUCUGUCUUGCAAUCUCAGCACUGCCUGAGCUUACAAUGUGACCAGCAAUGUAUUCAUUAGAAAUAAAAAAGGCAGUGAUUUUUUUGUAUCAAUAUUAGUUGGAUAUGUUUGUAAAGAAAUAUAUGUUAGAUAUUUCAAAUUGUCAUAUGCUAGCAAUAUGUAAAGUAUUGUGCCAGGCUUGUGAUAUUUCGGGUUACAAAAGCAAGUGAAUGAGUGUAAAUAUUAAUGAUAUUAAUUAUUAUAAAAUUACAACAAAAUUAACCAAUAACUCUUUUUCCUUUUUGCAUCCCAUUACAGAAAAUGGAAAAAAAUGGAAGUACAUCCAGAAGAUUUUAAGCUACAUUUGUAAAUUCUCUAAAAAGAUAUAUUCUUGCCAUUUGGUCCCUAAACCAGUCAAGAAGACGAGGGUUUUAAUGUAGAGUUUCAAAAUCCUUACUUUGUCUUAUUUUUGUUUGCGGUUUUGCCUUAAGUGAUAAUAGAGAUAUUUCUGGCUGGAAACCUGUAUAAACUUUUUCUGCAACAUUUUUAAUAAAAUAUCACAGUAUUUUCUAAAAAAGAGAAAAAAAAACACAUUUGUGUUUGAUUGGGUGGAUGUGUGUGACAAUGUGAUUGGAUGUCUGUGAAUGCCAAUUUUUAAAUACUUGAUUGGACUUUUUUUUUUGAAUACAGGUAUACCUAUAUUUAAAAGUCCAUUUUAUAACCCUAACCACUCUGCUACUCUUAGUUUGUCUUUUUGACAGAGCUACUGUUUACAUAUGUUCAUUAUGUUCAAUAGUUAAUGCUCUGGUGUUCUGUCCAUUGCUUCAGUUCAUUUAGUUACAAUGAAACUCAAUGCUUGGUGCAUGGUUUCACAUUGAAACAGCAGUUUAAAUGGUCCUGGUCGGAUUUUAAUGUGAAUUGACGAAGAAUUAAUAAAUAAAUAAAAACUCAGUGGUGGGUAAUAGCACAAAGUAAAAAGGUGGGGAAACAAAGCUGGGGUGGGUCAUGUAUUUUAAAAACAUCUUUGUCAUAUUUGUUGAAAUUCUCUUUACAUCCUGACAGCAAUCAAUAAAACAAAUGCACUAAAAUGCUGCUAAAAAUAAUCUCCUAUAACAACAUAUCAACUUGUUCAGCACAAGUUUGUUUAAAAGAGACACUUUGUGUUUGUGAAAUAAUAAGAAAGAUGUGUGAUAUAACAAGAUAAAAACAAUCAUUUUGCUAUCUAGUGAUGAUAACACAAUGAAAAAUGUUAUGACGUGAAAAGCAUCUUGUAAAAAGUUUCUCACAUAUAUCAAUAUAUGUGCAACGUUUCUCAUUACAGCUUCCCAUGAUGCAAUGAAACCCUCAUUUUCAAAGGCGGUAGAUUGACUCUUGUUGCAGGGAUGCGGCUGUGUGGUGCUUAUUCAGUUCGACUCGAUCAAUACCGGCAAUCUUGCACUUGAAACUUUUGAAACAUUGAAUUGCAUCUGCAAACAGUUUGGGCUCUGCCAGCUAAGCUAAAUCUCAGACUAUUACAGCCUUUGUGAAUUGCUGUUGUGCUCCGUAAGGGAAAAAAACACUAGUGAGCUGAAUAGCAAAGAGUGCCGCUGCCGUGGCUACAAGCCUCCCCUGAUACUCGCAUCCAGGCUUGAAGCAUCCUGUCUUCAGUCAAAGUGUCUAGAAAUCACCCUCUCCACUAGCACCACCUUACCUCCCGCCCACUCGUCAAUCUAUUGAUCCCCUUUGCAACAAGCCAAGCAAAUUAGCUUUUGACUUCAAACUGAAGUGACAGGGGGAAAAUUGAAAUCUUUAAUAGUAAUCUGCAGUUACUGAGGCGCAGUGGAUGUCUCCAUACAAUCUCCUGUGACAUUUGCAAAGCUCCCCCAUAAGUAAAGGUCGAUAUGGAAAAUUAUUUUUCAGGAGACGGGGAAAACUUUCUUUCAUUAGCAGAAUUGUUUGAUCCAUAAUAUAUGAUCCAGCAAACAAGCCUUAUACAUACUGAGAUGAAUAUUUAUUUCCAGACUCUUGUGGAAACAAAGCAGCACGGCUGUGCAGGCAUCCUUUUAAUUGGCAUGUUGUUUAUGCUGAGGGUAAUAGGGUCGGGGUGGGGCCCGGGGUGGCUGGAUGUGAAUACUGGCGACUUGACUGGAAGUUAAUUAAGCCGGCAAACAACGCUCCAUCACUCAAGCACGGUCCCAGAGCUGUCAUUCAAGUGCACCGCUCUCCAGGCAGCCAUUACCGAAGAAUAUCGAUCGGCACGGUGACAAGGCAGCGCACCAAAUGAGAGCGGGCAAGAGAUGAAGGAUUUGUGUGCAUGUGUGUGUGUGUAGGUUUGCAGUGAGCAGUUUCUAUGAACGCCACGCACAACCAGCUGCAGCCACCACCUCGGCUGUGUUCGCCAAGCUUGAAUUAAAAUGCAGGUAAAUACCUCAGCAGCCACGCCAGUUGAUUGCAUUCCCCUCCCUGGGUAGCUGGAGCCUUAAUAGAUGAAUAUGAAAUCUUCAGAGUCAAUAUAUACAGUAUGCAGUUAAGUGGUGAGAAAGCGUAGUAACGGUAUUGGCCUCCAGAAAUCCCCCCCCAGCAUCUUUUACUUACUUACUAAAAUAUUGUCCUCGACUCACAGCCUGCUCAAUAGUUUUUUCAUCAGUUGCAGCAUGAGGUCCCAGACCUGAGGAAUCUUCCACUUCGCUUGUUGUCCAUGUAAAUGAGUGACUCACAGCUGAUGGCAGCAAAGGAUCAUGGGGCUCAUGCCAGCUGAAUUUGGAAAUCCCCUGCCACAACACGGGCCGACACAAAGUUUCUAAAAAUGGCUGCCUCGUGAUAAUAAAUCAAAACUAUGUGUGUGUGUGUGUGUGUGUGUUUGUGUUCCUGUGUAGGUCUUAGGGAGACAGCCAUUAUAUAUUUUUUUUAUAUUGAUCUGUUGGCUCAAGUUAUUUUAAGUUAGUUUACUGUGGCACCAAGAUGGCAUAGUAUUGAGUGAAUUAGACAUAGAAAGAUUAUGGCAACAAUCAAUAUUAUUGAAUAGACUUGAAGUUAGAAUAGCAGUGGGAAUGUAUUGAAUUAAGUAACAAUGUGGUAAAAUGUGAAUUGAUAUAAUCUAUUUUAUUUAGUGAAUCCGACUCAAUUUAACCCAGAUAAUUAAUAAAUAUGAAUCAAUUUUACCCAGAUAUUC